AUGUCGCGUCCACCAUCCGCCGCCGGGACGCGUACCAACAGCAGCAUGCGACCUCCAGCCACAAGAAGCACGGCAUCUUCGACAGGUCGACAAUCAGCCCUCCGAAAUGCAUCCGCAUCGGGAUCCCGCGCCGAGCGAUCGGGUGCCGCCUCCCCCGCAGACUCGCAAGUGUCGGCAACAGCAGGUGCGAAGCGCAAGGAGCGCGAUUUCGACCCGGAGGACGAGGGCACUACAAACAUCAACGUCGUUGUGCGCUGCCGAGGACGCAAUGACCGGGAGGUCAAGGAAAACAGCGCCGUCGUUGUCAAGACGGAGGGCCUCAAGGGCAGGAUAGUUGAGCUAUCAAUGGGUCCCAAUGCAGUCAGCAACAAGACGUAUACCUUUGAUCGCGUCUUCUCGCAGGCCGCCGAUCAAGCCAUGGUCUUUGACGAGGUGGUGAAGCCUAUCUUAGAAGAGAUGCUCGCCGGUUACAACUGUACCAUAUUCGCCUACGGCCAAACAGGCACGGGCAAGACAUACACCAUGUCAGGCGACAUGAAUCAGACUUUCGGCAUGCUUCCCGACACCGCAGGCAUCAUCCCCAGAGUUCUGCACGCUCUCUUCAAUAAGCUUGAAGUGGACGACAAGGAACACUGUGUGCGAUGCUCGUUUAUCGAACUUUAUAAUGAAGAGCUGCGUGAUCUGCUCUCGGCAGAGGACAACACGAAGCUCAAAAUAUUUGACGACAACUCGAAAAAGGGCCAUGCCACGACCAUUGUGCAAGGCAUGGAGGAAAGACAUAUUUUGAGCGCGGCAGACGGCCUCAGAUGGCUUCAAGAGGGCAGUGUGAGGCGCCAAGUAGCCGCGACAAAGUGCAACGACCUCAGUAGUCGUAGUCAUACCGUCUUUACCAUUACCGUUCAUGUCAAGCAGCAAACCGAGAAUGGAGAGGAUUAUCUGAUGGGGGGAAAGCUGAAUUUGGUUGAUCUCGCUGGCAGCGAAAACAUCCAGCGCUCUGGAGCCGAGAACAAACGUGCCGCCGAGGCUGGUCUCAUCAACAAGAGUCUGCUUACUCUUGGUCGUGUCAUCAACGCCCUGGUCGACCGCAGCCCCCAUAUUCCUUACAGAGAAUCGAAACUUACACGUCUACUCCAAGACUCGUUAGGUGGGCGGACAAAAACUUGCAUCAUUGCGACAAUAUCACCGGCCAGGAGUAACAUGGAUGAAACGAUUUCCACACUUGAUUAUGCUUUUAGGGCCAAGAACAUUCGAAACAAACCGCAAAUCAACGCGUUGCUCAACAAAAAGACAUUACUUCGAGAGUUUGCGACUGAGAUCGAGAAACUCAAAAGCGAGCUAAUUGCUACUCGUCAACGAAACGGUGUCUAUCUAUCGAACGAUGCUUACGAAGAGCUGACCGUACAAAACGAAUCGCGGCGUAUCCUUACGGAAGAACAAGCGGCCAGAAUCGAGACACUCGAAACGAACCUUCGAAACAAGCUCCAGGAGCUGUAUACGAUGACAUCAACAUUUAUGGGGCUCCGAAAAGAGCACGAAGCCACAAAAGCACAGCUAGACGAGACCAAGGAUGUGUUGGACCAAACCGAGCUGGUGUUGGCAGCUACCAGGAAGUCGUUGACGGAGGAGGCGCACAUCCGAAGGGCGCAUCAAACAACCGAACAGAAGCUUGCUAAAGUGGGUGAUGAGCUUAUUUCUACCAUCAAGCGGACCGUCCAAGAUGUCGAAGGGCUCCAUGCGAAGAACAGAAGAAGGUCCGACCUACAUGCGCUCAAUCGUAGCACGUGGGCCAUGUCGCAAUCGCAAGUUACAGGUAUUACUGAGCUUGUUGAAAGUCGGAUUGCGGAGUUUCGCAAGGGGCAGGAGGAGCAUAUCUCCAGCGUAUCCGAGCGGAUGCAAAGUUUCGUCCAGGAGGAGCUCGACAAGCUGUCCACAACCCAAGCCUUCCUCGACCAGAACUUGGAGCAUUUCGCAGAGUCUAGGACACAGCUGCUGGAGCAGAAGCAAAAGUCUAAGGAGGAGAUGGACAACGUGCUGGAAGAAAUCAAGGUUGUUCGGGACACCGUGAAACAGCGCGUUGGAGAAUCGCUCCAGGCUAUUGCCUCGGCGGCUGAGCGGAUUGCAGGUGACGUCCUGGGCGAACUAACUACUUUUCACAGUCAGUUACAUGCUUCGUAUAGUUCGCUUGGGAAGGAUUGCAAAUCCAUCUUUGAGGAUCUGCUUCAAACAAUAACCGCCCAAAAAGCCGAAGCCGAUAGACUCCGGCAAGAGCUUGAGGGUGCUAGUCAGACCAUUGUGGAGUCUAACACAACUGUGUCAGCCCGGAUCCAGGAGGUUUUGGAGGAGGAGCGAAGACAAGCGGCCGAGGAGAGGCAAAACCUUCUGCUACAGAUCGGCUCCCUCAUCAACUCGCAGGCGGAGAUGCAAGAGUCUCGCCUGGCCGGGAAAACGGCACUUAUUCGACAGGCCGUCACGGAUUCGAAUACGACGUUUGAGGGCAGUAUGUCCGAGUAUCUGGAAGGCAUGAACGCUUGGAACGAGAAGGACAACAGACUUAUGGAGGCCGUCGUCAAAUCUCGUGAUGCGCUCAAGAACAAGAUGCAGGAGGACUGGGCGACUGCCGACGAGCACAGCAACUCUAUACAGAACACCACAAAAUCUGUCCAUGCCGAGACGGUCCGUGUAGUUGAUGCCCAGCUCAAAGAUCUCGAUGUCCAGAUGCAGGAUCUUGACGAUUUCGUCUCCCGCGCCCACUCCGAAAACUCCACGCACCACGAACAACAUGCUGUCUCGAUGGAGAACCUCACCUCAACCGUCGAAAAGUCCUUCAUUAACAUUGCGGACCAUUUCGGCGACCGAUUCGACCGUAUCCGCGACCUUAGUGGCGAGAUGGAUAACGAUGCGAAGACCCUGCGGGAGUCUCUUGAGCCGCUUGACGAGUCCCUCCGUCAGCCCCUUGCCGCCCUCCGCGAAGACAUCCAGAGCACCAAGAUGCGCGAGUACGAGCCCACCGGUGACACGCCCGAGAAGAAGCGCUACGAGUACCCGACGGACCUUCCGCGCACCGCGGGCCAUGAGACGCUCAUUGCAGGCAUGCAGGACAAGCCUUCAACGACGCAGACAACAAGCCCAGCCAAACGUGCAACGACGACUGCGGUAUAUAUGCCAUUAUCCGUGCCCGUUUCACCAAGCAAUAAUCCUUUCGGCACGCCCGGUCCCGCCGCGAGCACCCGAAUCAAGCCGCGUCCGCUGGACCCGAGUCUACGAGAAGUUAAUCCAAACCUCGGUGGUGGGCCAACAGUCUUUGGCGAAUUGUCAUCCAGCACAAUGUCAAUGGCACCGCCGCCGGCGCCAUCUGCAUCUGUGAUCGGUUUCCAUGCCAACAAUCACGAACACAGUGAAGGGAAUGCAACUCACAUACCGCUCUUCAGGAGGAGUAAUCGGAGACAGUCACCUCGUGGAAUAGCGAAGAAAAAGAUAACAGGCCAUGCCAGUGGGAUCAUCACGGAGGGUAUGGAAAACAUGCCAAUCCCGACGGCAGAUGCUACUGUAGGCAUUGCCGGAAACAGGAGGAAGACUCCACGGUUGGGUUGA
Molecule: messenger RNA, 3591 nt
Organism: Neurospora tetraspora
Lineage: Eukaryota; Fungi; Ascomycota; Sordariomycetes; Sordariales; Sordariaceae
Product: P-loop containing nucleoside triphosphate hydrolase protein
Exons: 4
Coding region: 1-3591 (1196 amino acids)
Biological process (GO): initial mitotic spindle pole body separation; spindle elongation; mitotic spindle assembly
Cellular component (GO): spindle microtubule; nucleus; mitotic spindle
Molecular function (GO): microtubule binding; ATP binding; plus-end-directed microtubule motor activity
Source: RefSeq, a predicted model, not a curated record